Messenger RNA from Knipowitschia caucasica, 633 nucleotides. Lineage: Eukaryota; Metazoa; Chordata; Actinopteri; Gobiiformes; Gobiidae. The record is from the annotation of a GenBank genome assembly.
AUGCAGUUGGUGCGGCCCGUCUGCAGACGAGGUUGCAGAGAGCGUCCGCUCUGUGGAUCUGAUUUGAAUCUGCCGCGGAUCCGCUCCGCAGAUUUGAUUCUGGGGCGGAUCGAAGGCGGAUCCGCCCCAGAGUCUGUUGCUAUCUGGGAUAUAUGCUACGUCCGACAAAAAGAGGAAGAACUCUUUGAAAGUAAGGAACUUAGUCAGAAGCAGCGGGACGAGAGCUCUGAACUGGAGAAGUUGGUUGAAAACAUGAACGCGUAUCAGGAAGACCAACACCAAACCAUCCAAGAGUUGAGACAUCAAGCAGAAGUCUUAGUUGCACAAAACAAGGCAUCUGAGCUGGCAUUAUCAACUCUCCACAAAGAUCAGGAGGAGGUGUUAGAAGAAGGCCGUCUGAGCCAAUCAGAAGUGCUUUGUUCUGACGAUGCAAAUGAAAGAGUCUGUGAACCACCAUUGGCUGAUGACACAAGUGAACCAGGGAAGGAAGAAACUCCUGAAACACCCAACGGCUUCAAUCGUGUCAAAUUCGCAGCAGCAUUCCUUUACGCAGCAGGUCUUGGCUUGUGUAGCUACAUAAGCUAUAGGAUGGGCUCGGACAACCUCUACGAGUCCGGCCUUCCUUUCUACUAA